This is a messenger RNA of Clupea harengus (Atlantic herring), 1611 nucleotides long. It is a transcript of the gene pou2af2b, whose product is annotated as POU class 2 homeobox associating factor 2b. Gene Ontology annotation, molecular function: transcription coactivator activity; POU domain binding; sequence-specific DNA binding. Gene Ontology annotation, cellular component: nucleus. NCBI's taxonomy places the organism in Eukaryota, Metazoa, Chordata, Actinopteri, Clupeiformes, Clupeidae. The record is from RefSeq and is a predicted model, not a curated record.
UUGAUGCAAAUGACUAUGAAACGUCCUCCAGCCAAUAUUUGCAUUUACCCAAAUUGCCUUACAGGCAACACUGUGAGGGGUAUAUAUGCUGGAUGUGGAUGAUCCACAAGACAACAUCAAAAAGCCAAAGGCAAGGAUUUGUUUGAUAUGAUGAGUAACUGACACAGUAACUGGAGUGAAUAAUCCACAUUUUUAUUUUCAAAACGCCUCGAACAACAGCAACGCCAUGGAAACAGAUUAUUCCAAGAGAGUCUACCAGGGUGUCAGAGUCAAACAUACCGUUAAAGAUCUCCUUGCAGAAAAACGAUCAAGGCAAACAACCGUUCCCCGAUUUAAUGCAGGAACCAAUCCCUCACAAUCAGCAUUUGUUCAGAUGCCAGGCUCACAUGUUCUUCCAGGUUAUUACAGCAUGAGGAGGCCAUUCCUCCAAGACUCUGAGCUUUGCCAUCCAAUGAAGCAGUACUCCACAGACACAUACUCCUCCACCCUUGGGGGAAAGCCCUUUUCAUACGAUCACCCCUCCAGCUACCCCUUCAUUGACAGCUACUACCCAUCUGAAUCUUUUGGGGAUUACCGCAGCACUUCAACAUACGGCACAAGUGGAGGGUCUCUUUUCCCACCUUCGUCUUUACCACCUCUGCUGCCACCACUGUCUGGAGAGCCUUCCUCAUCACAUCUUCUUUUGAGAGACACAUGGGAUCAGCCGACUGAAGACACAGUGAGUCAGCCAGAUGCCUUAUGUCCUGUGGGGACCACACCAGGAACCGGCUCUCCUUCCUUGGCUACUCAAGAUUCUGAGAAUGCCUCAGCUUAUCGCAUGCCCACUGUUCGCACUGGUGGAUCUAUGUCAUCUGGUUCCCAGCCAUAUCCUGUGCAACCACUGGAAGAAGUUCACUAUCCUGCCACUUCAUACACUCCUGUGUCCAACUUCUCUUGUCCCCCAUACAUGACUGUCCCUGGAGACCUUGCUGUGGCAAAAAUGCCAACCAUGUCUUCAGAGGAAACUAGUGGUGGAUCAGUGGCCCAAAGUGACACGUCCACCUGGGUCAAGGAUGAUGGAAAUGGUUCCUGGCUGUCUUAUGAGGCUCGAAGGGCUUUUUGAUUGGUCUACUUAUGGAACUAAUUUACCGCAAAUACAGCAACCAAAGGAAAGGAGCCUGUCUGCCCAGGAAGAUAAAAAAAAGUUUUCAUGAAAAGCAUUAACAAAAUGAAGGACUAUCUGUCUUGUUUUUAUGUAUUUCUUAUGUAUAAGUAUUAGUGUAGUUGUGUUGUUCUGUACUCUACUAGCUUAAUAAAACAAGGAAACCAACGGUUUUCCGCAAGGUGUUUUUAUGUAAUCAAUGCUCGAAUAAAUGCAGCAUACAAUUUAUCCUACCCAAGUUAUCGAUAGCUAACUUAACAGAUUGCUAUGAACAUCCUUGGAGAGUUUGUGUGCAGUUUGAGCUAACAAUGCUGUAGUAUGAUUGUCUGCAAAAAAUAAUGGGCGAAGAUAAAUAUCUUCGGUACUUUUACACGCAGAAAACGUCUAUUAAAAGACCAGACCAUUUUCUUUCGUGGGUGGCGGUUACGCGAAAGACGGUAGAAAUGGUUGCUAGGACGCAAAUUGUUGUC